AACAAGAGCAUAUGUAGUACACAAAUAGAUAACUGAUCGAGAUUGCAUUGUCUGAGAUAAUGGAGAAAAAGCAAGUGGCCAUCAUCGGAGCCGGAAUCAGUGGCCUCCUCGCCUGUAAAUACUGUCUCUCCAAAGGUUUCAAACCCAUCGUUUUCGAGUUAGAAUCCGACAUAGGUGGCGUAUGGAUGAAAACCAUUAAUACCACGAGGCUCCAGACGCCGAAACUUGUGUUUCAGUUUUCCGACUUCCCAUGGCCGUCUUCUGUCACCGAUGACUUCCCUAACCAACAAGAACUUCUAGACUACAUCCGGUCCUACGCCACCCACUUUGAUCUCAUACCCCACAUCAAAUUCAAUUCUCGAGUCAAGGGAAUUAGAUAUGACGGACCAUCGUCGGAGACAUGGUCGCUCUGGAACGGCACCGGCGAACCAUUUCCACCGGAAGGCAAGUGGAUUGUCACGGUGGACGACACUCAAACUGCCACCACCCAGGUCUACACCGUCGAUUUCGUGAUUCUCUGUUUGGGAAGAUUCAAAGAUGUUCCAAACAUACCGGAUUUCCACGCCGGAAAAGGCCCUGAAGCUUUCCAAGGCCCGGCGAUACACUCCAUGGACUACGCAGCCAUGGAUAACGACACAGCUGAAGAAUUCGUCAAAGAAAAGAGGGUCGUCGUCGUGGGAUUCGGAAAAACUGGACUCGACAUUGCAAGAGAGUGCUCCUCCAUCAAUGGCCCAGAACAUCCGUGUACGAUAGUAUACCGGCGUGAUCAUUGGAAGCUCCCUGAAUGGUCUGCAUGGGGAAUCCCGUUACCGUUUUUAUACUUGAAUCGCUUUUCCCAGCUUAUGGUUCACAAACCCGGCGAAGGUUUUCUCCUUAGUCUGGUGGCUACUUUGCUUUCACCUCUAGGUUGGGGAGUCUCGAAACUUGUGGAAACCUACAUCAAAAAGAAGAUCCCACUCGCAAAGUUCGACAUGGUGCCACAACAAAGCUUCUCAAAAGAAGCCCGCUCAUGUGUGAUUUGCUACAUGCAAGAUCCUGAGGAAUUCAUCGAGGCAGUUGAGAAAGGAAGCAUCAAGUUGAAGAAAACUCCAAACUUUAGCUUUUACGACAAAGGUAUAUCGAUUGAAGAAGACAACACGCGUAUAGAAGCGGACAUUAUAAUAUUCGCAACUGGAUUCAAAGGCGUUGAGAAGCUCAAAGACAUUUUCGAAUCAUCAACAUAUCGUGACUUGAUCACUGGUUCACCACGAAUCCCUCUAUACAGGGAAUGCAUUCAUCCAAGGAUACCGCAGCUAGCGAUAAUUGGAUUUUCUGAGAGUUUUUCCAAUAUUCACACCUCCGAAAUGAGGUCGAAAUGGGUGGUUGCGCUUCUUGAAGGUGCGUUCAAGCUGCCGAGUGUUGAUGAGAUGCAGAAAGAUAUUGGGAGAUGGGAUGAAUAUAUGAAGCAAACAGCUGGGGAAUACCAUAAUCGAUCGUCAAUUGGUGCUUUAGAAAUAUGGUACAAUGAUCAACUGUGCAAAGACAUGGGUAUGAAUCCUAUGAGAAAGAAUGGACUGUUGGCAAACCUUUUUGAACCGUUUGGUCCCAUGGACUACGCCUAAUCAGAAAAAGCUGAAUUGAUUCUAUCAGAUUUUGGUAGCAUUAUUCUGUCCAUUAUUUAAUUUAGUAACUUUAUGUACUUUGGGGUGCUUUAUUUUUUCUCCAUUAAGUUGUUGAAUACUGAAAGGCUAGUAAUUUUUA
Messenger RNA from Lactuca virosa, 1740 nucleotides. The record is from the annotation of a GenBank genome assembly. NCBI's taxonomy places the organism in Eukaryota, Viridiplantae, Streptophyta, Magnoliopsida, Asterales, Asteraceae.